Molecule: messenger RNA, 416 nt
Organism: Paramecium pentaurelia
Lineage: Eukaryota; Ciliophora; Oligohymenophorea; Peniculida; Parameciidae
Source: the annotation of a GenBank genome assembly
AUGAAAAUUUUAUUCGUUUUGCUACUCUUAAUAACAAUAAAAUCUGAAAUGCUAUUAGUAUCUUAGGAUAAUGAAUUUAUUGAUGAUGAUAAUGAUUUUGUUGGUGGUGUAUUUCCAACAACAGAUUCAAAUUCUGAUGUACAAAUUAAUAUAAAUAAGACCUAUAAUAAAGCACUUUAAUAUGCAUAAGAACAUUAUGCUGAAAGUUGUAAAUUGAGUGAUCUUUAGUGGGAAAGCUUAGAUGGUUCAAAAAAUUAAAUGGUAUAAGGAAUGUUAUAUUAUGUAUAUUUUUAAUAAAAUAAUAGUUCAAUGUAACUCUGAAAGGGAAGGAGAGAUAAGAGAAAUAUGAGAUUUAAGUAUGGAUAUAGGCUAAUAAAGAAUAAACUGCAGAAAUCACUUAAUGUAAACAAUUAUGA